Molossus molossus (Pallas's mastiff bat) is the source of this 2446-nucleotide messenger RNA. RefSeq names its product peroxisome proliferator activated receptor alpha (gene PPARA). The record is from RefSeq and is a predicted model, not a curated record. Gene Ontology annotation, biological process: negative regulation of transcription by RNA polymerase II; positive regulation of transcription by RNA polymerase II; cell differentiation. Gene Ontology annotation, cellular component: nucleus. The transcript is spliced from 7 exons. Gene Ontology annotation, molecular function: RNA polymerase II cis-regulatory region sequence-specific DNA binding; zinc ion binding; nuclear receptor activity. Bases 86 to 1492 code for a protein of 468 amino acids. NCBI's taxonomy places the organism in Eukaryota, Metazoa, Chordata, Mammalia, Chiroptera, Molossidae.
CCGCCCAGCGCCAGACACAGCACCCGCUGCCCGUGGGGGGUGUCCUGGAGCGGUGGGCGCAGCGGCCGCCAGCCCUCGGGCCAGGAUGGUGGACACGGAAAGCCCGAUCUGCCCCCUCUUCCCGCUCGAGGCUGAGGACCUGGAAAGCCCGCUGUCGGAAGAAUUCCUGCAGGAAAUGGGAAACAUCCAAGACAUUUCUCAGUCCAUCGGUGAGGACAGCUCCGGCAGCUUCAGCUUUACCGAUUACCAGUAUUUGGGAAGCGGCCCGGGAUCCGACGGAUCCGUCAUUACAGACACCCUUUCACCGGCUUCAAGUCCCUCAUCGGUCACUUAUCCCGUGGUCUCUGGCAGCACCGAUGAGUCUUCCAAUACAGCGUUGAACAUUGAAUGCAGAAUCUGUGGGGACAAAGCCUCGGGCUACCAUUACGGGGUUCACGCGUGUGAAGGCUGCAAGGGGUUCUUCCGGCGAACAAUUCGACUGAAGCUGGUCUACGACAAGUGCGACCGUAGCUGCAAGAUUCAGAAAAAGAAUCGAAAUAAGUGCCAAUACUGUCGUUUCCACAAGUGCCUUUCGGUCGGGAUGUCCCAUAACGCAAUCCGGUUUGGACGAAUGCCCAGAUCUGAGAAAGCAAAAUUGAAAGCAGAAAUCCUUACGUGUGAACAUGACAUAGAAGAUUCUGAAACUGCGGAUCUCAAAUCCCUCGCCAAGAGGAUCUACGAGGCCUACCUGAAGAACUUCAACAUGAACAAGGUCAAGGCCAGGGUCAUCCUCGCCGGGAAGGCCAGCAACAACCCACCUUUCGUCAUCCACGACAUGGAGACGCUGUGCAUGGCCGAGAAGACGCUGGUGGCCAAGCUGGUGGCCAACGGCAUCCAGAACAAGGAGGCGGAGGUGCGCAUCUUCCACUGCUGUCAGUGCACAUCCGUGGAGACCGUCACGGAGCUCACGGAGUUCGCCAAGGCCAUCCCCGGCUUCGCAAACCUGGACCUGAACGACCAGGUCACGCUGCUGAAGUACGGCGUGUACGAGGCCAUCUUCGCCAUGCUGUCGUCCGUGAUGAACAAAGACGGGAUGCUGGUGGCCUACGGAAAUGGGUUCAUAACGCGCGAGUUCCUGAAGAGCCUCCGGAAACCGUUCUGUGACAUCAUGGAGCCCAAGUUCGACUUCGCCAUGAAGUUCAACGCCUUGGAACUGGACGACAGCGACAUCUCCCUUUUCGUGGCUGCUAUAAUCUGCUGCGGAGACCGCCCGGGCCUCCUGAACGUCGGGCAGAUUGAGAGCAUGCAGGAGGGGAUCGUGCACGUGCUCAGACUCCACCUGCAGAACAACCACCCAGACGACACCUUUCUGUUCCCGAAACUUCUUCAGAAGAUGGCGGACCUGCGGCAGCUGGUCACCGAGCACGCCCAGCUGGUGCAGGUCAUCAAGAGGACGGAGUCGGACGCCGCGCUGCACCCCCUGCUGCAGGAGAUCUACAGGGACAUGUACUGACUUCCCGCGACAGCACAAGGACAGAGGAACUUUGGAAGGUGACAGCCUGGCAGAGGAGAAAUGGGAUCAAGGCCACUUCGCCCCCAUGUCCGCCCUUCAACCCCCGGACAGAGCUUGUGUCUAGGUAACCGCGGCCCCAUUCCACAGCCUUCCCUCCUUCCCAGCUCGCACCUGAGGGCGCCGACGGCGGGGUUAGAGGGCUCGGGAGAAGGAUGCUCAGCUGCCUGACUGGAACCAGCCUGGGGCUAAAUCAGCGCCGGUGCCUUUCGAUCGGUCGGCGCUUCACCGCCGGGCGGCCAGGCGUCCGCCCUCCCCGGGACCAGUGCUGGCUGCUGGGCUCCUGCACAAUCUGGAAACUAAUCGGCACUUUUUAGCUUUUGUAACCCCGUCUAUCUAGAUGUAACCAAAGGUUAGGUCUUUUUAAAGCAGCCACAUAUUUAUUCGGAAGGCUUCGAUUCCGUUUCCUGAAUCCGAAGAGAGACAGCCGCUCCUUUUUAAUCGUGAGACUCAGACUUUCAAGUGUGUGAUAAGCUAGUGAAGUGCGGCCGGGGUGCCGGGUCGGUUCCGGCUCGAAUGGCGGCAGCGAGAACGCGGAGAAGCCGUGUCCGGGUUCGUGCGGGAGGUCCCAGGAACCGCACCCGGCUCUGGCCUGGGCCGCAGGCCUGCGAAGGGGGUACCGGUGGGCAGGACGGUGCCGGCUCGAAAGUACCUCAGUGCCCCGUCCUCUCACCUGGUUGCUCUCAGAUCUGAACCCGCCCAGGGGGCUGUUGGGGGCCACGGCAGUGUUGUCAGGGCGCCUGACGAAUCCCCGCGUGCCAGGCAGCUCCUCGGUCUUUCCUGUGUUGCUUUUUAAAAUCCGCAGCUUUGUUUCUGUGACUCUGGUGGUCGCCGCUCUCUGAGCGAAGAGCAUGAGACGAACCUGACUUUAUAGAGCGGGGAGGGCCACAGGAGGAC